CCGUGGCGCCGCUCCGGGCCGCUGAGGGAGCCGCCGAGCCGCCAUCGGUGUGUGACGGCGCCGUUGGCGGCGGGAUCCGGUCUCCUGCCCAAUGGUCCGGACAUUCCUGCCAAUGGUCUCCUGUUCCAAAAGACUCAGAAGUCCCACAGCAAAUGCUGCAGACCCGUUUUGCCCCCAGCUGCAUGGACUUUGAACUUGAACGAUGCCUCCAGGCAGGUGGAACUCUGUUCAUCCAGUGCAGGUCCAGGCAUCAAGGGGACGGGGGCGCCUUUCAAAGGUAAAGAAGGAGGAAAAAGAAGAUGAAGAGGGAUAUACUUUGGGGAAGACUGCCAGGCCACAGACCCUCAACCAUGCCGGCCAGGAGCUGUUCCGCCAGCUGUUCCGCCAGCUGCGCUACCACGAAUCUUCUGGGCCCUUAGAAACUCUGAGUCGUCUCCGAGAACUGUGCCGCUGGUGGAUGAGGCCUGAUGUUCUGUCGAAGGCCCAGAUGCUGGAGCUGCUGGUGUUGGAGCAGUUCCUGAGCAUCCUGCCUGGGGAGCUCCGGACCUGGGUGCAGCUCCAUAACCCCAUGAGUGGCCAGGAAGUGGUUGCACUCCUCGAGGAGUUACAGCGGGACAUGGGGGGGAUGUCACAGAGGGAUCCAUGCCCUGCCCAGAGCCCGGAUGUGCAUUGGUUAGGCACAGGAACCCUGAAGUCCGCACAGAUAGGCCCCUCAUUGUCCCCUCUCAGCAGUGGCUCGGUUCCCUGUGACCGCUUGGAGCCUUCCGGUGAAAUUGGAGCACAUGACUCCCUGUCUGGGCAAUCUGAUACUCCUAGUGUCCAGGUGUCUGAACCUUCUCAGGAAGAGGAAAGCCCAGGAGACCAGGAGGUGUUGACUUUCAAGGACGUGGAGGUGACUUUCUCCCAGGAUGAGUGGGGAUGCCUGAACUCUGCUCAGAGAAACCUCUACCAGGAUGUGAUGCUGGAGAAUUACGGGACCCUGGCUUCUCUGCUGGGGUCAUUUUCCAAACCUGCUGUGAUCUCAUGGCUGGAGGCAAGAGAGCCCUGGGGCCUGAAUGUCUACACAGUUCAGCCUGAGGAAAAGACUGAUACUGCCUGCCCUGAAGGAGGUGAACUCCAGCUUCAGACAAGCCAAACACAGACCUCUCUAGAACCCCUUGGGCCCUCCGCUGUACCAGCUGGACAUCCUGUAACGGAUACCCCAGAGGGAACAGGACUCCGAGACUCUGUGGAACAGAAGAAGAACAAAGUCCAUAAGGCCUGUGGGAGUCCCAUCCGUGUGAGAGUGAAGACAGAAGAGACCGCCGAUGGUCCCAGCACAGGAAACAAGUCUCAAGGGUCAGGACAAAGUAAUACUUUGGACUUAAAGCACAACACCUGUUUGAAAACUUCCAGAAAAAAGCGAUCCUUCAAACAUGGCUGUGGCAGGCCAUUCAGAAAAAACUCACACCCUUACGAUUACAAGAAAUACGGGAAAGGGCUCAGACAUGCGCAGAGAGCACUGAGCGCGCCUCCGAAGGAGAGUGAAAAGGACGCCUAUGGGAAAAGCGUCAGCCUCCCCUCCCCUCUCCACCAGGAGCCGCCCCCUGAUAUCCUGGGGAUGCUGAACACAUCCAGUGAUUGUGGGACCCCCUUUCAUCCUAGCUCCCAUCUCCUGUUUCAUCCAAGGCUGCCCACACCCGAGAAAACCUUUAAAUGUCGGGUGUGUGAGAAAGCCUUCAAGUGGCAUUCGAACUGUUUGCGCCAUGAGAAAAUCCAUACGGGGGUGAAACCUUACAAGUGCAGUUUUUGUGAGAAAGCUUUCCUGCGGUUGUCCGCUUACCGCCUGCACCAGCACACUCACGUGAAACAGAUGUGUGCCCCCGAGCUGUACCAAGAAGCAGGGCCGGGUUAUCACGUGAGGCACCAGAAUGGGGAGAAAUUCUUGGACUGCAGCCACUGUGGGAAGUCGUUCCAUUGCAAAUCCUACGUUCUCGAACACCAGCGGAUCCACACCAAGGAGAAGCCGUACAGAUGUGGCAGGUGCUGGAAAAGUUUUCGGUGGAGGUCCAACUUUAAUCGCCACGUGAGGCAGCACCAAGAAGAAGAAGAUGAGGACAAAGAAGGCGGCCCGCAGAGGCAGGGCAGCCAGCCCCAAGAGCCCCCCACAGAGGAGAAAACUUGCCCUCGGCCCCCUCGUGCAAACACUUUCAAUCCAAAGAAAAAAGUCCGGGAACACCAGAUAAUUCAAACCCGUGACAAGCUUUACCAGUGUAACGAAUGUGGCCAAGGAUUUGCCUUCCGCUCGGCGUUCAUCGUUCAUAAGAAGAAUCAUGCCAUUCAGAGAAAAACGCAAGGCCGGCCACCUCUGAGUCAGGAGGCAGCAUUUGCCAUGCCUCUGGGCAGUGUGACUAUAGAGGAAAAGCCCUACAAAUGUAACCAGUGUGACAAAGUGUUCCGUCAUCACUCCUUCCUUCUCAUCCACCAGCGUGUUCACACGCGGGAGAAACCCUAUCACUGCAAGGAGUGUGGGAAAGCGUUCCGCUGGACUUCGAAUCUCUAUCGACACCAGAGGCAGCAUUCGCCCGGCCUCCACUACAAGUAUCGCCUUGCCCCUGACGAGGCGCCAGGCCCACAGCCCGAAGUCCUCAGUGAUGGGAAAUCUUUCUGGUGUCAAGAAUGCGGGAAAACCUUUACCCGGAAGCGAAGCCUCUUAGAUCACAUGGGCAUCCACAGUGGAGAGAAGCGCUAUAAAUGCAAUUUGUGCGGCAAAUCUUACGAUCGGAAUUAUCGCCUCUUGAACCACCAAAGAGUUCAUGCCACAGAGAGGCCUUUCACGAGUCAGUGGUGUGGGAAAGAUUUCAGGGAAUUGCACACUUUUGCUCUUCACCAGAAACCACGCACCAGGGUGGCCCAGCCCAAACACACCCUACUAGCCAUGGCAGACCCAGAGGCUUCUGUCCAGGAAUACAAACCACGUGGAACAAAACCUCUUGAGAGCUAUGAAGGCCCUUCCACUCAGGAAUCCACGAUCCCCGCACUCCAGAACAGAUCCACAGAGAAAAAGCGCCACAAAUGUCAUCUCUGUGGCAAGGCCUUCGGCAAGCGUUCGCUACUCCUGAGCCACAAGCGAUUUCACACGCGCGAGAGGCCCUUCAAAUGUAAAGUGUGUGGAAAGACUUUUAGGUGGACUUCAAAUUUGGCUCGGCAUAUGAAAAACCAUAUUUAAGAUUUAGCCUGAAGCAGGCACCAAGUAGCUCCUGCCUUGUUCAUCUUGAGCUACUUUGGGAGGCUGAGAUCUGAGGAUCGGGGCUCAAAGCCAGCCUGGGCAGGAGAAGUUCAUGAGACUCUAUCUCCAAUAAACUACUGAAAGCAGCCGGAAGUAGAGCUGUGGCUCAAGUGGCAG
This is a messenger RNA of Perognathus longimembris pacificus (Pacific pocket mouse), 3385 nucleotides long. RefSeq names its product zinc finger protein 445 (gene Znf445). Lineage: Eukaryota; Metazoa; Chordata; Mammalia; Rodentia; Heteromyidae. The record is from RefSeq and is a predicted model, not a curated record. The transcript is spliced from 7 exons. Gene Ontology annotation, biological process: regulation of DNA-templated transcription. Bases 203 to 3208 code for a protein of 1001 amino acids.